AUGGCGAUGAUCAUUACGCCUGACGUGGGCCGCUCCAUGAUGGACGCCAUCGCCGCCGGUCGCGCCAAAUACGUCGAACAGCGUUACAGGCAGGCUCUUGACUCCUUCACCGAAGCAAUCAAGCGCUGCCCGUGUGAAGUUGCAAAGAGGAAGAGGAAGCGAGACGAGAUGGAAGAUGAAGAGCUCAGCGAAAGUGCACAAGCACUUCUUGCAACCCUCAAAGCCACCAGACCGCCAUCGUCGGAAUGUCUCAACCCACUGCACCUCCGAGCUCUCAACUACCGGGCUGGCACAUUCGAAAAGGUGCCGGAUCUCCGUCGUGCGCAGGCUGAUGCGCAGCGAAUGAUGGACAUUGCGCCGCGCUCGCCCGAGGGUUAUCUUCGUGCAAGCAAGCUUCUGCGGGCAGAUGGAAAGUCAUUGGAAGCCUUCAACGUACUGACAGAAGGCAUUCUGGCGUGUUUGGAAGGGCCAUUUGAACCAGAACACAUACGGAUCCUUGACAAGGCCCGGAAUCCCUUCAAACCCAAGUAUGCCAAGGUCGAUCCUUUUGGGAGCUUUCUGAGUCUUAGCUGGAUGUCAACGGCUCAUCUACCGCAGGAGCUUAUACGGGACAUUUUUGGUCGUUUGGAUCUAUUAACGCUAUGUAACUGUCUGCGCGUUUCGAAAACUUGGAGGAAGCUGUUGACGGGUCCAGCAAGUGUGCAAUUUUGGAGGUCGCUGCAGUUCACCGGCUCCUCGAACCCCAAGAGACCCGUUCCGAUGAAGUCCUUGAGGAAGCUACUCUCGUACUCAUCGAACGAUAUUCGGGAGCUCGUAGUAGCCGAUGGUCGAAGGUUUGUCCUGGACCGGAGAAAAUUCGACGCCAUCCUGAAGGCAGGAGUCAAACUGGAGCGCUUGGAGAUCCACAACCCGCAUGAAUCUCUGAUCCUCACACAGAUUCCGAAACAUCUCAAACGCCUGGAGCUUGACGGAUUCCAGCGGUUCUUUAGGCCCCCAAAUCCAGGGCCCGAAUAUUAUAGGUCCCUCGUGCUAGCUGUUGCUCCCACACUCGAGACCUUGGCUCUGGCGGGUAUCCCCAUGCAAUGGCUCACCAAUGCGGAUAUACCAAUGAUGCCUAAUUUGAAGCAUCUCAAGAUGGCCCUGAGCACCACAAUGCAGCCGUGGCCGUUGUCUUUGGUGCAUUUGUUGAAAAGCACUCCGAGUCUGGAGCAGUUCCAUAUCGAGGACCUCAACUUCAGUAGUAUGCCUCUAGGCGACGAGGAUUUUGACAACAACUGCGUUCCUAAUCUCAAGGCUCUAACGAUUUUUGAUACAAAAGCACACAUGUAUCAUGCCAAUCACUUGAAUACGGCUUGGAACCACAACUCUUCAGCCCUUGAGGCAUAUCGCCGCUUGACAGUCUUGAAUGCCGGAAGGAAGCUCAAAAUCCUGGACUUGCACUAUGGCUGGGACUACACCGGCGUGAACCUGGAGGCUACCGACAUAUUCAGCCACAUGCGCGCAAACCCUGCAUACGAAUACCAGAAUCUAGAAGAGUUCCAUGCCUCUAAGUUAGUCAUAUCUCCUCAGGUUGCACAGGACCUUUUUGAAGGACCCAUCAGGGCCGGCAAGCUACAUACCUUUGACAUUGUUUUCCCUCUGCCCAAGUUCAGAGAGCCACUUGGGGAGUCCAGUGCGGAGCACAUCAAGGAGUACCAGUGGCUUGAAGGGGCCGAAAGCAUUCGAAGCCUCGGCCUAUUCGACUUUCAUUUCAAGAGCUACAUAUACAUGGCAGAGCAUCCUCUCAUUAACUUUCUCAACAAGCUCCCAUGCCUGGAGGAGCUGAGGAUCACAUCGACUCACUUUGACACGCCCGAGUUCCACGUUACCCUCCGCGAUAUCCUGCGUCUGGUGAAGCUCAAGUCGGCAUACAUUCCGCAGAUAUCCGGCAUGGCUUUUGAGACGAUUCGGGAGUUGGCCAAGCAGAAGGGGGUCAAUCUGGUGUGGGAGAGGCGGUUGCCCAAGUGGCCAUUGGCGUUGAAGGGGGAUUAA
This is a messenger RNA of Trichoderma citrinoviride, 2031 nucleotides long. RefSeq lists its product as hypothetical. The coding region runs from base 1 to 2031 and encodes 676 amino acids. Lineage: Eukaryota; Fungi; Ascomycota; Sordariomycetes; Hypocreales; Hypocreaceae. The record is from RefSeq and is a predicted model, not a curated record. Gene Ontology annotation, molecular function: protein binding. The transcript has 6 exons.